AUGAAACUCAGGGUACUUGGGGCGCACAAUGUGGAGAGCCGCCAUACGAGGAUGGAAAGCCACCUGAUUGACGGCGUACUCGCCUUGGAUGCGGGGUCGCUCACGCGCUCGCUGACGCACGACGAAUUGCGAGGAAUACGCGCCAUCAUCCUGUCCCACAGGCACUUCGACCACGUGAAGGACCUACUGCCUCUGGGCAUCGCAGUUCGCAACGAGGGCGUCACUAUAGAUGUGUACGCAAUUCAGGACACGGUUGACGCCUUCGCCAAGCGUAGAAGCCCCAACCUUCGGAUGCACGCCGUCAAGUUCUACGAACAGUUUAAGGUGCUGGGCUAUGACGCGAUGGCUGUGCCUGUGCCCCAUUCUGUUCCAGCGGCAGGCUUCCAGAUUGGCGAUGGCAAUGUAAGACUGUUCUACACCGGAGACACGGGCAGGGGGCUAGGCGCGGCGUGGGAGCAUGUAGCGCCGGAUGUUCUGCUCACAGAGGUUACAUUCGGCAAUGAGAAUGAGGCGGGCGCGAGGGCGGCGGGUCAUUUGACGCCGAAGUUGCUGAUGGGGGAACUCGACGCUUUCAGCGAGAUACACGGGCGAACGCCGCAGGUAGUCGUGUCGCACAUCAACCCAGCAUGGGAGGAUGCGGUGCGGACAGAGCUUGCAGAUAUAACGGCGGCGACAGGACAAGCCUUUACCAUCGCUGAGGCGGAUAUGAGCCUGGAGCUUGGCCGCGAAUCGUCGCGAGUCCUGGAGGGUUGA
Geodia barretti is the source of this 753-nucleotide messenger RNA. The record is from the annotation of a GenBank genome assembly. NCBI's taxonomy places the organism in Eukaryota, Metazoa, Porifera, Demospongiae, Tetractinellida, Geodiidae.